CUCUGUGCUGUCAGGGCACGGCAGACUGACAGUAUGGCGGCGGGGUGCAGCUGGAAGGAUGCUACUGUCGCCCGUGAUGUCUCCGUCGCCGGCAGGACGUAAAUGGACUGUUGACGGCAUCAAGAGAAGAAGGAUUUAGCGAGAAAGGCCUGUCGCCGUGAGCUCCAAAGAUGGCCAGGCUCGCCGACUACUUUUUGGUGGUCGGUUACGAUCUCGACAAGCGAGUGGAGGGUGAAGGUCAAGGCCGCAUUCUCCAGCGGUUUCCUGAGAAAGACUGGGAGGACAGUCCGUUCCCACAAGGAGUAGAGCUGUUUUGUCAGCCGAGUGGUUGGCAGCUGGUUCCGGAGCGGCAGCCCGCCUCGUUCUUUGUGGCCGUUUUGACUGACAUCAAUUCAGAACGUCACUACUGUGCCUGCUUCACCUUCUGGGAGCGCCUGGAUAACCUUCUGCUACAAAAGAAUGAUGUCAGUGAGGUGGACGAGGAGCCGGGUGUCAUCCAACCUGCUGAGGUCUUUGCGCCCAAGAGUCUGGUGGUGGUGUCCAGGCUGGACUACACAGAGGUUUUCAGGAACUGUUUGGGUUUGGUCUACACUGUCCACAUAGACAGUCUGACUGUCCCUUUGGAGACUGUGAUCGGGAAUCUCCUCACAUGCAUCAUCCCUAUUGCUGGUGGCUCCCAGAUAAAUGAGGCUUCAGAUUAUAGUUUAGACCAGGUCCCUCAGGUUGCAGCCUGUGACUGGCUGCUUGCCUGUCUCCAGCCGGGCCAGGAGGAAAGAGAGGAAAGUUUGAGGACAAUAACGCUAGGCGCUGGCGACCGGCAAGUCAUCCAGACUCCCAUCAAUGAUUCACUACCUGUCAGUGGCAGCAGCGUGGCACAGCUCUUCAGACAGCUCGGUAUAGUCAACGUUCUAUAUCUCUUCUGUGCGGCCCUAACGGAACACAAGAUCCUGUUCCUGUCUAGCAGCUAUCAGCGGCUAACAGAUGCAUGCAGGGGCUUGUUGUCCAUCAUGUUCCCCCUAAAAUACAGCUUUACAUAUGUCCCCAUCUUACCUGGGAAACUCCUGGAGGUCCUGAGCACUCCAACACCUUUCAUCAUCGGUGUGAACUCAUUCUUCCGAUCUGAGACUCAAGAAUUGUUGGAUGUGAUCAUUGCUGACCUUGAUGGGGGUACUGUGACCAUCCCAGAGUGCGUCCACAUCUCCCUGCUUCCUGAACCCCUCCUCCAGCAGACCCAGACUGCACUAUCCAUGGUUUUGGAUCCAGAGCUGGAAGUGGCUGAUCAUGCAUUCCCUCCUCAGUCUACACAGCCGUCUGCACCGAAGAUCCAGGAUAAGGAGAUCCGGGCAGUAUUCCUCUGGCUCUUUGCUCAGCUCUUCCAAGGCUAUCGAUGGUGUUUACAUAUCAUCCGCAUUCACCCAGAACCAGUAAUCCGCUUCCACAAGGCUGCCUUCCUUGGCCAGCGGGCGCUAACCGAAGACGACUUCCUCAUGAAGGUGUUGGACGGGAUGGCAUUCGCAGGCUUCGUGUCAGAAAGAGGACCGCCGUACAGACCCACAGAUUUGUUUGAUGAUCUUGUGGCCAAUCAAGUGGAGAGAAUACGACAUGAAGAGUCACAUCCGCACAAAGUCAUGAACCACGUGAAAGAACUAGCUGAGCAUCUCUUCAAAAACGAAAAUCCUUACCCAGCUGUGGCCAUGCACAAAGUCCAGCGACCAUCCGAAAACGGCACAAACUCUGUACAGAACCAGUCGACCUUCCCUGCCCUGGAUGACGUUGCAGUCCAGCUCUUUAUCGAUCAUGCUGCUGCCAAACUCAAGACGGCGCCACCUGUUGUCAAGUCAGAGGUGAAGAGCAUGGUGCCUUCAGGUCCCCCCCUGGGAGACAUAGUGGACAGGAACGGCAACAUGAUGGCCAACAGCGCCCGCAGGCUGGAGGUGGUCCGGAACUGCAUCACCUACAUCUUUGAGAACAAGAUGUUGGAGGCCAAGAAGCUCAUGCCAGCUGUCUUGCGAGCCCUGAAGGGUCGGGCCGCUCGGGUUUGUUUGACCCAAGAGCUCAAUCAACAUGUCCUGCAGAACAGAGCCGUGCUGGAUGACCAGCAGUUCGACUACAUCGUUCGCAUGAUGAACUGCACGUUACAGGAUUGCUCCCACAUGGAUGAGCAUGGGAUUGCUGCUGCUCUGCUCCCAUUGGUCACAGCCUUUUGCAGGAAACUAGGGGCAGGUAUCACACAGUUUGCCUACAGCUGUGUUCAAGAACACAUGGUCUGGACCAACAUGCAGUUCUGGGAAGCCAUGUUCUACAGCGAUGUCCAGAACCACAUCAAAGCCCUUUACUUGGAGACAGAGGAUGGGUCGCAACAGAACUCGGACGAAGGGUCGAGCGUCAGCGCCCUGGAGCUGGCGUCCGAGCAGAGCCGUCUGUGGCCAACGCUGGAUAAAGAGAUGCAGAUGGAGCGGGUCCAGAAAGAGGAGAGCACGGUCUUCAGCCAGGCCAUCCACUACGCCAACAGAAUGAGCUACCUGCUGCUCCCGCUGGACACGAGCAAGAACCGGCUGCUCCGGAACACGGGCCUCGGAGAUAUCGAGAGCGUUAGCAACAGCUAUGUAACAAAUAGCAUCGCAGGCAGCAUGGCCGAGAGCUACGACACAGAGAGUGGUUUCGAAGACGCUGAGAGUUCUGAUGUUGCAAACUCAGUUGUGAGAUUCAUCAACCGCUUUGUGGACAAAGUGUGUAAUGAGAGUGGCGUCACCAACGAGCACCUGAAGGCUCUGCACACCAUGAUACCUGACAUUGUUCAGAUGCACAUCGAGACGCUGGACGCAGUGCACCGGGAGAGUAAGCGUCUGCCGCCGAUUCAAAAGCCGAAGCUGCUGAGGCCGACACUGCUGUCUGGGGAAGAACUGGUGAUGGAUGGCAUGAGAGUCCACUUGAUGCCGGAUGGCCGGGAAGAAGCGACAGGGGUGAUGGGAGGUCCGCCACUGCUGCCUGCUGAGGGCGCUAUCUUCCUCACCACGUACAGGCUCAUUUUCAAGGGCACGCCCACCGAUCCGCUGGUCGGCGAGCAGGUAGUCACACGUUCGUUCCCCAUCGCCUCGCUGACCAAGGAGAAGAGGAUCUCGGUCUCUAUCCCUAUGGACCAGUAUGUCCAGGAGGGGUUGCAGCUUCGGUCGUGCACGUUUCAGUUGAUGAAGAUCGCGUUUGACGAGGAGGUGGCGUCGGACCUGGCCGAAGUCUUCAGGAAGCACUUGCACAAGUUACGAUACCCUCAACAUGUGCAGGGGACUUUUGCCUUCACUGUGGGUCAGAGCGGGAAGAUGGUGGUGGAGCACAAGGGCAAGGACAAGAACCAGUCGCUUAAAACACUUUCCAAAAACCUGGUGAAAACGGCUAAGAGGACGAUCAGUCGGCAGUAUGUGUCAAAGAAGAAGUAUUCUCCUCCCACGUGGGAGAACAGGAGCAGCCUGCAGUCGGAGUUGGACGAGGAUGAAAUCUCAGUGUCGGAGGAGGUGGAGCAGAGCUCUCUCACCCUCUCCUCCACCAUGCGCUCCUCAGACAGACAAACCAUGAGCAACGUGGUGGAGCGAGCUUGUUGCCGUGACUACCAGCGACUUGGUCUGGGCACGCUCAGUAGCAGUCUGACCCGCUCCAAGAACGAGCCCUUUAGGAUUUCAACCGUCAACCGCAUGUACACAGUCUGCAGGAGCUACCCCGGCUUGCUGAUCGUCCCUCAAAGCAUCCCAGACUCAACCAUCCAGAGAAUUUGCCGCUGCUAUCGACAGAACCGCUUCCCCGUAGUCUGCUGGAGGAACUCUCGGACCAAGGCGGUUCUGCUGCGCUCGGCGGGCCUACAUGCGAAAGGAGUAGUGGGCUUCUUCAAGUCCCCCAACACACCUGCUGCAGUUCAAUCCCAGGCUGACUCCACCAGUCUGGAGCAGGAGAAGUACCUGCAGGCCGUCAUCAGCUCCAUGCCGUCCUACAGCGAGAGCAGUGGCAGGAACACCCUGGGAGGUUUCACCUCCACACACAUGAACACCUCUGACUCGUCGGAUAAGAUGCGGCAGCCGAAGAUUGGCGCUCUGAUGAAGCAGGUGAUGGGGACCAAGGAGGAUGUUCCGGGGACCUUCAGCCGAGGAGCUCUGGGUCAAAGGGCCAAAGUGGUCUCCCUCUCACAGCCCAAAGUGUCUGGCAAGGCCAGGAACUCUCCCAGAGGGAAAUGGGGCAGCAUUCGAGGCAGCGGGCGACUUAGUGCCUACAACCCAGACGUGGGGACCAGACUGGCUGGGAAGGAGUCUCCGCAGCCUAACGGAGGACCCAGUGAAGCGCUGUUCCUCCGCCAGCAGAAGGCCUACCUCUACAUCAUCGGGGACAAGGCCCAGCUCAAGGGGGGGAAGCAGGACUCCUUCCAGCAGUGGGAGGUCGUGCCCAUCGAGGUGUGUGACGUGCGGCAGGUGAAGAACAGCUUCAAGAAGUUGAUGAAGGCCUGCGUGCCAAGUUCUGCCACCUCUGAGCCCAACAUGAGUUUCCUGCGUUGCCUGGAGGAGUCUGAGUGGAUGGCGCUGCUUCACCGAGUGCUGCAGGUGUCCGUCUUGGUGGUGGAGCUCCUGGACACGGGCUCGUCCGUCAUGGUCAGUCUGGAGGACGGCUGGGACGUCACUACACAGGUGGUGUCGCUGGUCCAGCUGCUCUCUGACCCCUACUAUCGCACCUUCGACGGCUUCCGGCUGCUUGUGGAGAAGGAGUGGCUGUCGUUCGGUCACAGGUUCAGCCACCGGGGAGCGCAGACGCUAGGCAGCCAGAGCAGCGGCUUUACUCCCGUCUUCCUGCAGUUCUUGGACUGUGUGCAUCAAAUCCAUCUCCAGUUCCCCAUGGAGUUUGAGUUCAGUCAGUACUACCUGAAGUUCUUGGCCUACCAUUACGUGUCCAACCGCUUCCGCACCUUCUUGCUGGACUCUGACUACGAGCGCAUUGAACUUGGAGUGUUGUAUGAGGAGAAAGGAGACAGGAGGAAUCCUCAGGUGUGCAAGUCAGUGUGGGACUACAUCGACCGACUCAACAAGAAAACACCCGCUUUCUACAACUACAUGUAUUCACCUGAGGACGACGAGGUCCUGCGGCCGUACACGUUCAUCUCCAACCUGAAAGUAUGGGACUUCUACAUGGAGGAGACACUCUCAGAAGGACCUUCCUACGACUGGGAGCUGCGGGGGCGGCCGGAGCGGCCGGUGGAGGAGGCAGCAGCCAACAAACCCGACUCCAGCGGGCCCAAGUCCCGGCGGCGGGUGGUGUGGCCGUGCUACGACAGUCUGAGCAAGGCGGUUCCGGACGCCAUCACGAAGCUGCUCCAGGAUCUUCAGAACCUGGAGGCUGAGCUGGGCCAGACCUCGGACAAGUGGAAGGACACCUGGGACAAGAUGAAGACCAUCCAGAGAGCUGAGGCCCGGCUGGAGAGCAAGCCUUCGUUCUCCAGCUCGCUGCUGAUGUCGUCCAACCUGAGCCACCACCGACGCUCUCAGGGGGUUUACCUGCAGGAGAGCGGCGUGGGCUCCUCCAUCAACCUGGCUCUGGACUGUGAGGCCAGCGCCACCUCCACACCCGUCGCCGGCCGGCCCAGCACCAGCACCCUCUACAGCCAGUUCCAGAGCACCGAGAGCGAGAACAGGAGCUUCGAGGGCAUCCUGUACAAGAAGGGGGCGCUGCUGAAACCCUGGAAGCCUCGCUGGUUCGUCCUGGACAAGACCAAACAUCAGCUGCGCUACUACGAGAGUCGGCAGGACAAAGAGUGCAAAGGUGUGAUCGAGCUGGCCGAGGUGGAGUCGGUCAUUCAGGGAACGCCGGCCAUGGGGGCGCCCAAGAACAUCGACGAGAAGGCCUUCUUCGAUCUCAAGACGACGAAGCGAGUGUACAACUUCUGUGCUCAGGACAGUUCCAACGCACAACAGUGGAUGGACAAAGUUCAGAGCUGCCUGUCGGACGCUUGAACAGCAGGGGGCGCUCUCUUCCGUGGACCGUCGCAGCAGCGAGCAGGAAAGAGCCUCCCACCCGGACUAACAUUCCUGUGUCGCGAAAUUUUGAUACAAAAGUUAAAAAAAAGAAAAAAAAAAACCAACCCUCUGUUAAGAACCACUAGCUGCUGGAGAGAGGAGUGUGCGGGUUGAGCAGCGCCAUCCUCCUUCCUGAGCCUCCGCCAUGACACCGGCCUCCUCAUACUAACCUUCGCCAACACUCCAGGGAGGAAUGACGGAGGAGCUGGCCGCCUGGCUGGUCACAUGACCUUUUUUACAGAAUCUCCAUGGUUCAUGAAGGAUUUUCAUUUCCCCAAAUUCUCCAGUCCGGUGAGAGCGUUUUGUGAGGAGAUACUGUGAAUGGAGAGAGAGAGAGAGAGCAGCGUGUUUACGAAAACCUCCCUGUGGAAAUCCUGGCCGCCGCGUUUGGACUCAACAAACCACUAAGAACUCGGAUUUGAAGGGAACGACUGACGAAAGGAGGGAUGCCAAUGGCUGUAUUAUGGGAUGCCUCACGGAGACUACAGUGUUAAAGAUGUCGCCCCCUCGACUUGUUUUGUUCAAGGAAAGUUCUCCUGUUGAGGCAAUCGUGUCCUUUCUGACUUAGAGAAACGGCUUUGUUCCUCUGGCCGGAGCCAGUCAGCAGCAAGGAUGUGCUGGAUCGACUCACCGGUCUCAUCAUCCUGCUGCCACCUGUCAGUCAGCUGCGGCUAUCACUCAAUUCUUCUAUUUGCACCACAUGAUGUCGCCACUGAGACGCAGCUCUGCCGAGUGAGUGUCAGGCUUCACACUUUCUUAUCAGACAUCGAUUCUCGUUGGUGGUAUUUUAGUCCAGCUCGGAAGAGAUUAUACACUGGUGAUGAAGCGACCGCUCUGUUGAGCUGCCACUAGGUGUCGCCUUCUCAAACGUAUGAGACCCAGAUUUGAAAAACGGAUUCCCCGUGAUGCGCAUCCUCUCAGGGCUUCUCUGAAUGUUGGCUCCAAACGUGAUCGGAACCCGAGCCACUAGGUGUCAGUGUCACUGUGUCAGAACUUUGUUUUGUUUUAAUGUUUACAUUUUAAAGGUGGAACGUAUAUCGAGGCUAGCAAACAACAGACUAGGUGUCUGUCACCCACAACCUGUAUGUGUCGCCGUUUCAGUCAGAACAGACACGAUUCCUCAAUGGGCGGAGCAUUUCCGGAUUCUUCCUUCAACGAAACAAACCGUCAGGAGCGUGUCAGGAGUCAUUGCCGCCUGUUUGCCACUUGAGUUGCGUCAUAUCCCCCCCACUCUUCACGGACACGCCCACUCUGUAAAAUACACCCCAACUGCUGUUGAACAGAUUUUUUCUUUUUUUUUUUUACUGUAGAUUUUUUUUUUGCAUCUAACUUCUUGUAUAUACGACUCCAGAUUUGUAUGUAACGUUGAUGCUAGUAAUUUAUUUAACUUGUGUCCUCAAGCAACUUUAUUUUUAAAAAUUAGAACAUCUAUGUGCCAUUUGUUCAGUUCUGUAUUAAUGUGACUAAUGCUUUUUUAUUUUGUCCAUGAAACCCUCAAUGUUCUUUUUUUUUUUUUUUUUU
This is a messenger RNA of Synchiropus splendidus (mandarinfish), 7565 nucleotides long. It is a transcript of the gene sbf1, whose product is annotated as SET binding factor 1. Lineage: Eukaryota; Metazoa; Chordata; Actinopteri; Syngnathiformes; Callionymidae. The record is from RefSeq and is a predicted model, not a curated record. Bases 171 to 5981 code for a protein of 1936 amino acids. The transcript is spliced from 43 exons.